AUGCGGGUAGACAUUGUAGAUGAGUUAGUGCAAAAGCAGCAAGAAGAGAACACGUCCAUCCAGUGCUUUGACCCGAAUCGAGAUGAAGAUUGCAUGUGCAGUUUUGAGGUUACAUGUGAGUGUCUUGUGGCAGUGCAGAAGACAAAUUCAAGAAGCCCUGUGCGAAUGCACACCCUUACUUGUGCAAACGCACAGAUGGUUUCUGCACUACCCCCUUUUAAAAUCACACCUGAACCGACACCAAAAACAGAUGGAAUGAAAAGAGCUAGUGAGGUUGACGUACAACUGAUGAAGAAGAAAACUAAGAAUUCUGAGAAUAUUAAGAAAUGGCCUUUCGAAAGAGUGUGGAGUGAGGAUGACGAAAUAAUUCUAUUGGAAGGUAUGAUCGAGUUUUUUGGCAAUAAAGGAGUUGAUCCUACUAAAAAUAUUGGUUCUUUUUUUUAUUAUAUUAUACAAUCACUUCACUUUGAUCCUACCAUCACACGAUUUAAAGAUAAAGUAAUGAGAAUGAAAAAGAAAUUUGAGCGUCAUAUUCGUAAAAAUGGUAAAGAGAUGGAGAUAAAAUAUGGGUUUUUUAAUAUUGGUCUCUCUAAAAUGGGAGAUUACGUGGCAGCGAAGAGUAUGGAGAUGGUGGACAGGCAUAAAAAGCUGAAAUGCAAGCUAAAUUGA
Messenger RNA from Mercurialis annua (annual mercury), 669 nucleotides. Its product is annotated as probable transcription factor At1g66420. Gene Ontology annotation, biological process: regulation of DNA-templated transcription. Gene Ontology annotation, cellular component: nucleus. Bases 1 to 669 code for a protein of 222 amino acids. The record is from RefSeq and is a predicted model, not a curated record. NCBI's taxonomy places the organism in Eukaryota, Viridiplantae, Streptophyta, Magnoliopsida, Malpighiales, Euphorbiaceae. The transcript has 3 exons.